GGUAAAUAUAAACACACCUGUUUUUAUUUUUCAACUAAAAAAACACAUAAUCCUUGUGAAUUAUGAAUACCAUGUGAUGUGAUUUUAUAGUCAGUUCUACAGAGGCAUCAUGGGAGAAAGUAGCAAAGCACUGUAUGCAAGGAUGCUGGUGGAUGUUGUUAUCGGCCCAGUCCUGGACAAUUUAGAGAAGAAAGAUAUAUCAGCAGCCCAUACAUUGAGAGCAGCUUUCUCAAAGGCUGACCACACACUACCAGGGUUUGUGUAUGAUACCAUUAGAGGUAUGUUGAGGAAAGCUGAAGUCACAGACAAAGUAGAUAUGUGUGAAACAUUACUGAGACUUGGAGGCACUCAAGAUAGUGAUGAACUCAAAUUAUAUCGCCCAGAAAAAACAUUUCAAGACUUAAGCAGAUGUGCUACUGGUUUGAAAGUGAUUCUUGGUAGGAUACCAGAACAAAUUUAUGACAGAAAACAGUUUUUAGAAACUAUUAAAGAAAUAGCCAGUUCAAUCAAACUGUUAUUAGAUGCCUUCAACAAAGUGAUAGAAGAUGUUCCUUCGAGUGACAGUGGAAGUAAACAGAUCUUAGAAGACAGGAAAAAAGAAUUUGUAAGAUAUUCUAAGAAAUUCAGUAACAUGUUGAAGGAGUUUUUCAGAGACAGCAGUCAAAAACAGAAUGUUUUCCUGAGUGCAAACUUCCUAAUAUACCAAACCAACGUUAUUCUAAGAACAGUAAAACAAGAAUGUUGUUGAUACUUAAAAUUGGUUAGUAGAAAAAUAAAAGUACAAAAAAUACAAGGAAAAAUAAAAAACCAAAAAUAAGUUCAGCAUUUAUUGUUAAACUUUAAAUGAUGUUUUUAUUUGUCAGUAUAAUUUGUUAGUGAUGACACUUUAAAUGAGUAUGACCAAGUUGUUUUAGAACAUACUUCGAAGCUGUUAUUGUCAUUUUGAUGUUGGACUAAGUAGCAUUAUAUAUUAUUUAAUUGCAGCAUUAUUUAUCUGUAACAAUGUGCAAACUACCUUAUAGCGGGUUAUUUUCACUGGGUGUUUAUUUUUGCUUAUUUUGGCGAAAAUAAAUCAAAAUCGUGAAAAUAUACUCUGCCAAAUUUUAGGGCUAUUCCAUUAUAAUGUAUGUGGGAGGGUAGGAAGGGAAGUUUAAUUAUUGAAUGUGGGUCAUGGGUCUUUUUUCAGUAUGCGUCUAUUACCAUUAUGCAAAAUUAUCUAAAAAAUGGUUCUUGGUUGUAGGGAUAUUUUGAAAGUCCCUUCGUACCCUACCACAUACAUUUUAAUGAAAUAGCCCUUAUGCAUAUGUUCGGUACUUUCUAUUAGGUAAAGCGUUUUGAAAACAUCUAAUUUUUUUCCAGUCGGCAGGUCAAUAACAGUAUAUGUUAGUUUUAACAACAUAAAUGCCAAAUGGCAUUGAACAUGCAUGUAUUUUAUAAAAUGACUGUCAGGUGUGUAUACCCUUAUUAAUCAAUGUCAAAUAGACUAAAAGUGUAAGGUACUCUGUUAGGUAAUUACCCUUAUUAAUUAGUGUCAAAUUAUAUAAGAGUAGUAAGUCACUCUUGAUAAUUUUAUAACGUAAAUAGUAAAUACAUCAAUGGUCCGAUCAAUUUCGUAACCAAUCAACCAUAAAAUUUACAAGAAGUUUGUAUACCUGUGACAAAUAUCUAAGUUACCGGUAUUCUAUUGAUUAACUAUAUCAGAAUAUAAUCAACAAGUAAGACGUCAUAACUAUAUCAGAAUAUAAUCAAUAAGUAAGACGUCAUUCAGGUAAAAAAAAUCAUUUAACCAUAACAAUAGACCCUCGUUUGUCAAUAUUUACAACUUUUUAAACAGCAACAAUUUCAGUAUCCGCCAAAAUAUUUAAUUGGGAUUCAAGAAUCCACCAAAAUAAAAACGGCCAAAUUUUUUUUCGUGUACUUUGUUGGCUUUCAAUCAUGAAAUUUGACACCCGCGAAAAUAACCUGCUAUACGGUAUAUUAGGGACCUGACAGUAAAUUUUUAUUGAAUCAAUGUCGGUGAAUUUGUGACUGUGUUCUAUUAUUAGCAAAGUUAUUUGAUUAUUUAUAAUGUAGUCAACAUUUUUUCUAUUUUCACAACAUUGUUGAAAGACAAUUUCUUUAAGUAUUGAGGUUUGUUCACUAUUUUGAAAAUUAUAGAAUGGUAGGGAUGGGGUUAUACAGAAUAGGAAUAAUGGACAAAGAAACUUACAGAUAGGGAAAAUGGGCAAACAAAUUAAGAAAAAGAGAAUUUUUGGUGCUUAAAUAUAAAGAAUAGAGAAUUAUGGGCAGAAAAAAAGAGAAUUGAGAAAAAUCUUCAAAAAAUUUAAUAAACGAAGACACCCCAAUCCAGACCCUCUGAUACUGUUUUGUAUGUAAAUCAUUAUUUCAGUACAAUAUUUUUGUUUCAUAAGCAUCAUUCUUCAACAAGAAAAUUAACAUUUUGAGAAUUUCAGAUUAUUACACACAAAUUAUAAAAAUAAGAUUUCCUUAAUUUGGAUCUGAAAACAUAUUUGGAAUUUAAAAUAAUAGCUGUAAGGAUCAAAUGCAGUGUCAUAACCUUUUCAUUACCAUUUGAUAAUUGUUGCUUCAAUCAAGAAACUAGAAUGAAUAAUGUCUGAAAUUGUACUGGUCCAGUUCAAAUGAAAUAUACUGAACACAUUUUAAAAGUACAUGUAUUUUAAGUUCUAGUCCAAUUAAGAAUCAUGCAAAAUCUGAUUUAUGAGUCAAAAGCCUACAAAUUAUUGUUUUUAUACCUUAUUUACGAUAUAAACGUAUGUUGAAAUUUAUAUAUGAUUUUUCAUUAGGACUCUUAGCAGCUUAGAUAUAAAUUUCAUUAAAUGCACUAUAUAAUCCAUGCUGAUAGAGAUAACCCCAGUAAAUGGAAAAUAUUACUCAUUACUUUCAUCCAUAUUGCAACUGAUAAACACAAAUACAUAUUUGUAGCCUUCGAUGAGGUGUAUCACAAAAUUUAGAUUUUGCAUGAUUUUUAUAUGAACUAUAUGAACUACUUCUUUAAAAAUGUUGAUUGAAAGAAACUUGAUUGAUAGAUUGAUGUUUUAUGCCACUUUCAACACUAUUGUGCUAUUUCGUGGCAGUCAGUUUUUAUAGGUGGAGGAAGCCGGAGAAAGAAACUUGAAAGGUGUGAUUAAAGUUCCAGUUGUAAAAUAAUGCAAUUUAUGUUUUUAUCAUUAUAUGUUUAAUAUAAUUGUAUACAACUUUAUAGUUUAUUUCUGUUCAUGAUUUUGUUUUGCAUGUAAGGGUAAGAAAUGUUUACACUGGUGAAAAUGCAGUAAGGCAAUGAUGUUGUGAAAAAAAAUUAUGUUCUAUUCAAACAUAUUUUAAAUAAUUUAUAUAUACUUAAUAUGCAAUAUGAAUGAAGAAUUAAUACAUGUAUACAUAGUUCUUGUGACUCAUAUUGUGAUGGUUUUUUCUUAUUCAUUAUCUUCAUAUAUAAAUAAUUGGUAAAAGUAUGGGCAAUAUGAAGAUUACAUUGUACUUUUAGAAAACAUGGACUUCAGUAUCUUUAAAGAAUUUACUAUUUUCAAGAUCCUACUCAGAGGCAGAUUUAGGGGGAGGGGAUGCCUUAUGGAGCCAGGGAUGGGGUAAUCGUAAUCUGUAAUCGUAAUCGAUUGUAAUUGAUUACAUUUUCCCCAGUAAUCGACAGUAAUCUGUAAUCGAAGACAUUUUCGAUUACAUGUAAUCGUAAUUUAAUCGAUUACGGCAAAAAUUAUGAUGUAAUCAUCGAUUAUUUUUCGAUUACAUUUCGAUUACUUUGAGAUAUAACCUAUUUUAAAUGAAAAUAUGUAUGUACAUGAUGUAUUCAUCACUUUAUAGUACAGAUUAAAUAGAAUGUAUUACAUUGUAAUAUGACUUAAGAGUUUAUCAACUGCCUUAUUUCUAUCUAUUAUCUCAAGCUGCAUUAUAAUCAACCAGAUCCCCUACCAAAUUUUACUUGAUAUUUAGGUUUUGAAACAAAUGAACUUAUGUGCUUGUCAAUAAUUCAAGACCUUUUAUAUUAAAAUAUGAAAAUAGAUUUAAGUUAAGAAAUGAGUCUUAAGUUAAUUUCUGUUCUACAUUAAAGUAGUAAGCUUAUUUGUAUUAAAAUUGCUUUAAGCAUAAUUUUCAAUAAGAGUUGGAAUUUUAGCUUUGAAUAGAUAAACAGUAACUGUAGAUCUUACAAUGUUAUGAUAAAAAAGUUAAGAAAGUACACAAAAUCCUUUUGACAAUGAACCAAUGGGUAUGCAUCAAAAUUCUUUUUUUCAGAUAUAGAUACAUGUAUCCCUUUUUGACACAAUAAAUAUAUAUUGUUUAUAAUUUGAUUAGAGAAUAAAAAAUUUAACAAACUUCUUGUCUUUACUAAUCAGAAGUUCACACUUCUAAUCAAUAAGAUGCAGACUUUGUUUUCAUUUCAAUUAUGUCUAGUUAAGAAGGAGAUUUACAUUAUUUUUCCCCAGGUUAUAAAUUGUACUCCAUUGACAGUUUUAUAACCUGUAAUUAUGGGGGUUAUCCAAACAUAAGGAUUAAUUCAUGUAUGUCAUUAUAAUUAUAAUUUCAAUCUUUAAAAUUUGCUGAACUAAUUAAUUAUUCUAUGGUUUUAAAUUUUUUUUCAAAGGAAACUUACAACAUUUUAAUCAUCUAUGUUAAAAUAUACCUGUUUUAACGAGUAAAAACAAAAAAGCUAACUUAAGUAAGAAUGAAAGCAAAUUUUUGAAAAAAUUUACAAUAUAAAUAACUGAUUGAUGCAAUGCGAUGUCAUCUCUUAUUUAUCUUGAAAGCCAAAAUUUCAAGAAAUUUUGAAUAUUUCUGACCUUCAGUAUGAUAUUCCAUCUAGAAAACAACUGUGAACUUAAAAUUUGGUAACAAUGCUUUAAAUGCUGUUUUUAGUAAAGUUCUAAAUUUCGACUAUAAAAAACGUUGAGCAACAUAAUUGUGUAUAACUUACUUUAUUUAUUUUUUUUGUAAUUUUGUAGCAUGUAAUUGACAGUAAUCGAAAAGUAAUGUAAUUACUUUUGAUAAAGUAAUUGAUUGCAAUCGAUUACAAACAAAAAUUAGAGUAAUCGAUUAUUAAUCGAUUACACAUAAAUCCUUCAUGUAAUCGAUUAUUAAUCGAUUACAUUUGUCAGUAAUCGUGCCCAUCCCUGUAUGGAGCGACAUAUAUGGUUAAUGUAUAGACUUUUAACAAGUCUCACUCCUAAUGUUACCUUAGUGGCACCCAUUACUGUCAAUUUUUAGAAUAAGAACAAAAGACUAUUGAGUUAAUCAGUAAAAAUGUUGUCUGUUAUCAUAAUUUUCUAUUAUUGGUACAUCGAAUAUUUUGUAUUAAGUUAUUGUAAUUUUUCAGUUUUGUGCUUUCUCAGUAUAAACCAUUCACAUGUUUUAAAAGUGGUUGUCUUGCAACUUGUCAGUAAAAUCUAAAUUUUAUCAAAAGAUAUUGAAACUAUUUAGAUGUUUAAUUUUAAUUUUUGAUUAACCAACCGGCAAUUUAGAUUCAACAAUUAACAGUUUUUCUAGAGCUCUUGAUAAUACUAGAAUAGAAAUGACGAAUUGCAAGAAAAUGGUAACACAUAUAUGGUUUUUAAGGUAAUUAUUAAUUUGUUACUAGGAAAAGGAAUUUUUGCAAUUGCAUAAUCUUAAUUUAUGAGUACAUGGUUGUUAUAUUUUUGUUUAAUUCAAAUUUUUGUCAUUUCUGUUCACAAUGUGUGUAUUUUUAUUUAUGCCUUCAAUCAAAGAUAAUAGGUGUUCAAAUGUUUUUUGGAAGCCACAAACUUUUACAUUAUAUUGCAAUAUAGUCUUUUAUAAUUUAUAUUAAGUAAUUUAUAUAUUUUGAAUAUAUGUUUGUGUAUUGUACUGAAAAUUGAUACAUUAGAUUUGAAAUAAAUUGAAAUAUUUUUUGAAAA
Molecule: messenger RNA, 5897 nt
Organism: Mytilus californianus (California mussel)
Lineage: Eukaryota; Metazoa; Mollusca; Bivalvia; Mytilida; Mytilidae
Product: programmed cell death protein 10-like
Exons: 8
Coding region: 110-748 (212 amino acids)
Biological process (GO): regulation of Golgi organization; positive regulation of MAP kinase activity
Cellular component (GO): Golgi apparatus; FAR/SIP/STRIPAK complex
Molecular function (GO): protein kinase binding
Source: RefSeq, a predicted model, not a curated record